Messenger RNA from Selaginella moellendorffii, 2139 nucleotides. Its product is annotated as probable methyltransferase PMT26. The record is from RefSeq and is a predicted model, not a curated record. Gene Ontology annotation, cellular component: endosome; trans-Golgi network; cytoplasm. Bases 25 to 2025 code for a protein of 666 amino acids. Gene Ontology annotation, molecular function: methyltransferase activity. The transcript is spliced from 8 exons. Lineage: Eukaryota; Viridiplantae; Streptophyta; Lycopodiopsida; Selaginellales; Selaginellaceae.
UACACAGAUUGAUAUGCGCGCGACAUGGCCAAGCAGCAGCGCGCCGACAAGCGCUCCGCCGUCGUCCCAGCGGCGAUCUGCAUUGGCGUCAGCUUCGCGCUCGUGGCCGCCUGGAUGCUGCUUGCUCCCGCCACGCCCCAGCGCGUAGCCACGCUUAGAUCUGGACCACCUCUCCUCAACAAGGUGGCCGUUUCGGGGGCGAAAAUUGACACACAAGUCUUUGAGGAUUCCAGGAUUGAUGGCGACUCGGAAGCGUCAGAUCCGGAAUCCAGGGGGUCGGACAGGGAAGCUGAGGAGGCAGCUCACUCCGACGGGGAUGCCGAGCUCACAGUGGAGAACAAGGAGAUCGACGGCAACUUGGCCACUCAAGCCGAGGAAUCACAGGAGGAGAAGGAAGAAAACCAGAGGCUAGACAGUGGCUCCUUGGAAGUCCCACACUACGACUGGAAGCUGUGCUCGUCCGCUGCUGGAUCCGACUACAUCCCAUGCCUGGACAACGUCAGGGCCAUCAAGAGCCUCAAGAGCACCAAGCACUACGAGCACAGGGAGAGGCACUGCCCCCUUGACGAGGGGAGCCGCUUGUGUCUAGUGCCGCUUCCGGACGGCUACCGGCCUCGCAUUCCUUGGCCCAGGAGCAGAAGCGAGAUCUGGUAUUACAAUGUUCCACACACGGGUCUAGUCUCGUACAAAGCUGACCAGCAGUGGGUGAUGCGCAAGGAUGACGUGCUUGUCUUCCCCGGCGGAGGGACACAGUUCAAGAAGGGCGCGACGCGAUAUAUCGAGUUUGUGGAGAAGACUCUGCCAGCCAUUGCCUGGGGAACGCACACUCGUGUUGUUCUGGAUGUUGGUUGCGGUGUGGCUAGCUUUGGGGGUUACCUGUUUGACAAGGACGUGCUUACCAUGUCUUUCGCUCCCAAGGACGAGCACGAAGCGCAGGUCCAGUUUGCGCUGGAGCGUGGAAUCCCCGCAAUCUCAGCGGUGAUGGGAACAACGCGGCUUCCUUUUCCUAGCAAUGUUUACGAUGCAGUACACUGUGCUCGCUGCAGAGUACCAUGGCAUGUUGAAGGCGCCAAGCUGUUGUUGGAGCUCAACAGGGUUCUUCGCCCCGGAGGGUAUUUCAUCUGGUCCGCCACCCCUGUCUAUCAACACGAGCCUGAGGACGUUCAGAUAUGGAAAGAGACGACUAGGGCGGCAUCGAAAAUGUGCUGGAAGAGGCUGGCUAGAACCAAAGAUCCUUUGACUGGUAUCGGGGUAGCAGUAUUUCAAAAGCCGUGGGAUGAUACAUGCUACCGUCAACGAUCUGCCAGUGAGCCUCCAAUCUGUGAGAAGGAGGACUCCCCUGAUGCUGCAUGGUAUAAUCCUCUUGGAGGGUGCAUGCAUGAAAUUGGAAAAGCUCGUGUAGACUGGCCUGACGCGUGGCCAGGGCGGCUGGAAGCCACUCCAAAAUCUCUCCACGGUCCGUCUGCAGAGGAGUUUGCUUCCGAGACCGAGCAUUGGAAGGGUGUUGUUCGCAACUCGUACGAGAAGAACGUUGGAAUCGACUGGGAUGGGAUAAGGAACGUAAUGGAUAUGAGAGCGGGUUAUGGCGGGUUUGCAGCUGCCUUGGCUACUCUGCCAGUGUGGGUGAUGAACGUGGUUCCUGCAAAUGGCGAGGAUACGCUACCGAUUGUUUUUGAUCGAGGUCUUUUCGGGAUUUACCACGAUUGGUGUGAGUCCUUCAGCACGUAUCCGAGAACCUACGACCUCCUCCACGCGGACGGUUUGUUCUCGCAGCUGGGAACAAGCUGUAACGCCAGUCAUGUUUUGUUGGAGAUGGAUAGAAUUUUGAGGCCGGAAGGCUGGGCUCUAAUCAGAGACAAGCCAGAAGUUUUGAAGGAACUAGAACCGAUCGUCAAGUCGUUGCACUGGGAGGUGAAGGUGCUCUCCUCCUCACGAAAGUCGUCACAGGAGGUGGAGGACCAGGAGGAGCAGCAACAGUUUGUGGCCGCUCAGAAGAAGAUGUGGCGACCGGAGGCGAGCAUUUGAGGUUUGAGGGGUUGUAUGUAUCAUAAAAUCGUCGUCAUCACCAUCAUACAAUACUUGAUCGGGUGGAGUCCUAAAGCGUUUUUUGGCCGAUGGAAAACUUGGCUCUCUGGAAAA